Messenger RNA from Acanthosepion pharaonis, 1302 nucleotides. NCBI's taxonomy places the organism in Eukaryota, Metazoa, Mollusca, Cephalopoda, Sepiida, Sepiidae. The record is from the annotation of a GenBank genome assembly.
AUGUCAUUCUACUUUUAUCUAUCUAUCUAUCUCACUCUGUUCAUAUUUCUCUCACUCUAUUCGUAUCUAUCUAUCUAUCUAUCUAUCUAUCUAUCUAUCUAUCUAUCUUUUUUCUUUCUUUAUUUAUUUCUUUUUUCUUUCUUUUUUCUUUCUUUAUUUUUUUCUUUCUUUCUUUUUAUUUCCUUUCUUUCUUUCUUUCUUUCUUUCUUUCUUCAACUGCGGCUAUUACAUUUACAAUCAUAUCUAUUUAAUAUUUUAUUUUUAAGACGGCUUUCAUUUCGGCAAUUUUUCUUUCUUUCUUUCUUUCUUUCUUUCUUUCUUUCCCUCCAUUUUCUUUUUUUCCCUCCAUUUUCUUUCUUUCUUUCUUUCCUUCUUUCUUUCUUUCUUUCACUCCAUUUUAUUUAUUUCCUUUUUUCUUUCAACUCUGUCAAUCUAUCUAUCUAUCUAUCUAUCUAUCUAUCUAUCUAUCUAUUCGUUAUAUGGAACCUUACCACCAAAACUUCCCCAGCGUACUGCUCACCAGAUGCUCGCUACUUACAGUCACCGUGCGCGCUGGAUUGUCGCAGUACUCACUUGCUUCGUCAGUUCAUAUCUAUCUAUCUAUCUAUCUAUCUAUCUAUCUAUCUAUCUAUCUAUCUAUCUAUCUCAGUCCAUUUCUCUAUUUAUCUGUCUCAGCCUAUUUCUUUAUUUAUUUUCUCUCACUUUUCUAUCUCAGUGUAUUUCUAUCUAUCUCAAUUUAUUUCCUUCUUUCUUUUUAUGUAUUUAUCUAUCUAUAUUUCUUCCUUUCUCUCUCUCUCUCUCUCUCUCUCUCUAUAUCUAUCUAUCUAUCUAUCUAUCUCAUUCUUUUUUUUAAUUUAUUUCUCUCUCUAUCUAUCUCACUUUCUUUCACUUGCUCUUUCUUUUUAUCUAUCUCUCUAUUUUAGUCUAUUUCUAUAUCUGUCAGUUUGUUUGUUUCUUUCUUUCGAUCUAUCUAUAUUUCUGUCUCAGUCUGUUUAUUUGUUUCUAUCUACCUCAGUCUAUUUCUUUCGUACUUCCUAUCUAUCUAUCUAUCUAUCUAUCUAUCUAUCUAUCUAUCUAUUUAUCUAUCUAUCUAUCUAUCUAUCUAUCUAUCUAUCUAAACAUAAUGUAUACAUAUAUAUUUUACCAACUGCCAAAAGUAGAUCUAUCUAUCUAUCUAUCUAUCUAUCUAUCUAUCUAUCUAUCUAUCUAUCUAUCCUACUAAUGAAGCCUGUUCAUAUCUAUCUAUCUAUCUAUCUAUCUAUCUAUCUAUCUAUCUAUCUAUCUAUCUAUCUAUUAUGGUAA